Molecule: messenger RNA, 549 nt
Organism: Cyphellophora europaea CBS 101466
Lineage: Eukaryota; Fungi; Ascomycota; Eurotiomycetes; Chaetothyriales; Cyphellophoraceae
Exons: 1
Coding region: 1-549 (182 amino acids)
Source: RefSeq, a predicted model, not a curated record
AUGCAGCUCCCUCAAUCAGUCCGUCUUGCCUUGGCAGCCAUUCCUUUGGUGCAGCAAGCAAUCGCCGCUCCCGCCGGUGCCCCUUAUGCCCCUUCUGCGGAUUAUGGUAGCUACGAAAAUGUUGAGGUCGAGAAGUACUCAGAUUAUGGCGAUUACAAGGAUGUCAAGGUGGAAAACUACGACCACUACAAGAAGCGGGAUGACUAUGGCGACUACGGCAACUAUGGCGACUAUCAGAACUACCCAGCACCCACAACCACGACUCAUCUGCCCGAGCCCACUGGCGUAGCUGCCUAUGCGGACUAUGGGAACUAUGAUGGCGUGGAGGUCGAGAAGUACGCGGAUUACGGCACGUACAAGAAGCGCGGUGAGGAUUACGGAAAUUACGGCGACUAUCAGAACUACCCAGGAGAGUACCCGAACUACGAGAACUAUGACCCAACAACCACGACUCAUCUACCUGAACCUACUGGUGUAGCCGCCUAUGCGGACUACGGAAACUACGACGAUGUGGAGGUCGAAACGUAUGGUGAUUAUGGGCAUUAUUGA